Molecule: messenger RNA, 3966 nt
Organism: Gekko japonicus
Lineage: Eukaryota; Metazoa; Chordata; Lepidosauria; Squamata; Gekkonidae
Gene: IPO4
Product: importin 4
Exons: 30
Coding region: 1-3276 (1091 amino acids)
Biological process (GO): protein import into nucleus
Cellular component (GO): cytoplasm; nucleus
Molecular function (GO): small GTPase binding; nuclear import signal receptor activity
Source: RefSeq, a predicted model, not a curated record
AUGUCAGCGGAGGAGCUAGAAAAAAUCCUUUCGGACUUACUGCAGCCUGACAAUGCCGUCAUCCAACAGGCUACCAUCCAGCUGAAAGAGGCCCUCAGGCAGCCCACAACCUUGUCCCACCUCUGCCAGGUGAUGUCAGAGUCUCAGAGCCCCCAGAUUCGGCAGUUUGCAGCUGUGCUGGUGAGAAGGCGCAUGACCAAACACUGGCGGAAGCUCCCUGCCCCGGAGCAGGACACGCUGAAGAACCUAAUCCUGUCCACACUGCAACGGGAAACGGACCACAAGGUCUGCCUCGGCUUGGCACAGUUGGCUGCCAUUAUUCUGAAACACGAGACGCUGGAGAGAUGGCCGCAGCUGCUUGGGCUCAUCCAGCAAGGGGCCCAGUCUCAGGACCCCACCCAGUGUGAGGUGGGAUUGCUGCUUCUGAGCUGCGCUCUGGAACUGGACCCCGACGUCUUCGCGCCGCACUACUUGGAACUCCUGAGCUUCUUCAACCAGAUUCUGAGCAACCUCAGCCACCCAGCCCCCCUCUACUACUCGCUACGCAGCCUCAGCACCAUGGUAGCGGGGCUGGGUUCGGACGAAAUGAGCCUGAUGACUUCGAUGAUGCCCAAAAUUAUAUCGGCCAUCCGAGAACUGAUCCGUGUCAAUGAGGACUACGCCAGCGACGCGAUGGAGGUCUUCGAUGAACUCCUGGAUACCGAAGUGGCUAUUAUUGUGCAGCAUCUCUCGGAUGUCGUUGGCUUCUGCCUGGAGGUGGCCUCCAAUCCGGCCCUGGGCGACAACCUCCGGGUCAAAGCCUUGUCCUGCAUCAGCUUUCUCUCCAAACUCAAGAGCAAGGCCAUCCUGAGGCACAAGCUGCUCUCCACCACGCUGAACGCCCUCUUCGCCAUCAUGAGCGCCGAGCCGCCUCCGGGCCAGAUGGACGCCGAGGACGAGCUGACGGAGGAGGACAUCGAGGACCACGCCGAAGUCCACACCCCCAAGCACUUCGCAGCCCAGGUGAUUGACGUGCUGGCUCUGCACCUUCCCCCGGAGAAACUUUUCGCCCAGCUGACAUCUCUGAUGGAGCCUGCCCUCUUGAGCACCAACCCCUACCACCGGAAGGCCGGCCUCAUGUGCUUGGCGGUGCUGGCAGAAGGCUGCGGGGAUCACAUCCGGAAGAAGCACCUCCAGCCCAUGCUGCAAGUGGUGUGCCAAGCCCUGUCAGACAACAGCCAGGUGGUGCGCAACGCGGCCCUCUUCGCUCUGGGGCAGUUCUCUGAGAACCUGCAGCCCGACAUCGCCCGCCACGCCGACGAGAUCAUGCCACUGCUCUUGCGCUACCUGGACGGGGUGGAGCUGGCCCACACCAGCCACCUGGCCAAAGCCUACUACGCCCUGGAGAACUUCGUGGAGAACCUGGGCCCCAACCAUUGUCUUCAUCCUUCGGAGGACAAGAUCUCGCCCUACCUGCCAGCCCUCAUGGAGCGGAUGCUCUUCACCUUGAGCGCCCCCGGCAGCCCCCGCACCAAGGAGCUGGUGGUCAGCGCCAUCGGAGCCAUCGCCCGGGCCGCCAAGGGGACCCUCCUGCCAUACUUCCCAGCCAUCAUGGACCAUCUGACAGGUUACCUGCUCACCAAACGGGAAGACCUCCGACCAGUCCAGGUUCAAUCUGUAGAGACAUUGGCCAUCCUGGCCAGCACCAUGGACAAGGAAGUCUUCCUGCCGCUGGCCGAGAAGUCCUGCCAGCUCGGCCUGGACCUCUGCGACCGAGUGGAUGACCCCGACCUGCGGAGGUGCACGUACAGCCUCUUUUCCUCGCUCUCCAUCCUGCUGGGGGACGCCCUGGCCCCGUACCUGCCUCGGAUCACCACCUUGCUGCUCUGCUCUCUCAAGUCUACCGAGGGCAUCGAGCCCCACCAUGGCACCGGUAGCUCCUUCCUCCUGUUCGAUGACGAGGAUGAGGAGGCCGAGGUGGAGGGAGACGAGAGCCUGACUGACGACGAAGAUGACGACGAUUUUGAGUUGACAGGGGUGUGUGUGCGAAACUCCUUUAUGGACGAAAAGGAAGAUGCCUGCCUUUCCCUGGGAGAGAUCGCCAUCAGCUCCAGCGUGGCCUUCCUGCCGUUUAUGGACACCUGCUUCCCGGAAGUCUUCAAGUUGUUGGAGUGCUUCUACCUCGGCGUGAGGAAAGCUGCCUUCUGUUCUCUGGGGCUGUUCUGCAUCGCGUUGCAUCAGGUGUGCGAGCGCGAUCCGUCUGAGCCCAACAGCGCUGCGCUGCAGAAGAUGCUGUCCGUGGUGCUGCCGGCCUACAUCAAGGGGAUCCAGGAGGACACGGAACGGCAGGUGGUGAUGGACCUCCUGGAGACCCUGACCAAGCUGCUGAAGGCGUGCAAGCAGGAGGCCUUCCGGGAGCCCGGGCGGCUGGCGGAGCUGUGCCGGGUGAUCAGGCUGGCGCUGGAGAAGAAAAUAGCCUGUCAAGACAGCUGUGACGAUGAGGAUGAUGAGGAGGAAGACGACUCCGAAUAUGACUCGAUGCUGAUUGAGUAUGCCGGGGAAGUGAUUCCUGCCCUCGCCAGAGCAGUCAGCGGAGAGACCUUCGCUCCCUAUUUCGCCGGCUUCCUGCCUUUACUCCUCAACAAGAUGAAGCCCACCUGUAGUGUGGCAGAGAAGUCCUUUGCGGUGGGCAUCAUCGCGGAGUCCAUCCAGGGCCUGGGCCGGUCCUCCAGCCCCUUCGUGGCCCGCUUGCUGCCGUUGCUGGUGAAGGCCACCCGCGACAGAGACAUGGAGGUGCGCAGCAACGCCAUCUUCGGGCUGGGCGUGCUGGCGGAACACGGCGGAGAAGUCACGCACGAACAUUACCCCCGGCUUCUGGGCCUCCUGUCCAGCCUCCUCAGUCAGGAGCAGAGCAGCCGGGCGGCCGACAACGUCUGUGGAGCCGUCGCGCGGAUGGUGAUGGCCAAUCCCAGAGGGGUCCCUGUCGGGCAGGUUCUGCCCGUCUUGCUCCGCUCUCUCCCCCUGAAGGAGGAUUUGGAGGAAUACAAGACCGUUUUCCAUUGCCUCAGCUUUACAUACGAACGUGAUCCCCAGCAGGUACUGCAGCUGAUGGGGGACAUCGUGCAGGCCAGCGGCAUUGUCUUGGGAACCAGUGACGUCCCAGCAGCCGCCCGCAACAGCCUGGUGACGCUGCUCCGCGACCUGUCCAUCGGCUGCCCAGACAAGUUCCAGUCGGCCAAGCGCUCGCUGCCUCCGGAAGCCCAGGCCCUGCUCGAAGCGGCUCUCGGCUCCUCUUGAGGAGGAGGCGGUGGCAGCAAGGAGGACCCCACUCCCUCAAGCUCCAUAGGGUUAAAGAGGAUCGAUUCCAGACACUGGAGCGGGAGUGGGGUGACUCAGACCGUGGCCCACUUCCCCUCCGCCUGCCAGGCCAAAGAGUUCAGUCGCCUCGACCAUUUUGCCAGUCUCGGUUCUUCCCUUCACCAUCCGUGGGGUUGUGUAUCGUGUACACGCUUCUGUCUCCGACCGAAACGCCACCUGGUCCCCAAAACGGCCAGUCGGUUUUUGUCGGGGGCUGUCCCGCCAACCUCCUCUGACCCACUGCCAAAAUAAAGCCGCUGCUCCCAGUGCCAUGAUGGAUUUGCCUUUCUCCUCCCUGUCGAAGGAGCCUGUUUUGAGCCCAUUUGACUUUUCCUCGUCUUCCCUGCCCUGUUGGGAACCGUUCCCAGAGCUGCUGCCCUCCCCCCCCUCUGUACUCCCUCACAGGGUGGUCGUUGGGGUGUGGUUUUUUUUUUUUUGCCAAAAGUGUUAGUGGUUCUUCACCGGUCACAGGGGUUUAUUCUUCGGCAAGUCUAGGACCGUUCCUGGUGUUCAGCUGGAGGCCUGGAUUGAAAACAGUGCACAGCUGCAACCUCUGGUUUGUAUUUAACAUUUGGUAUUUUUUUGAGAGAGACAAACAUUAUAUUGUGUACCUUGCAAAUAAAAUUAACU